Messenger RNA from Bombyx mori (domestic silkworm), 4682 nucleotides. RefSeq names its product probable 4-coumarate--CoA ligase 1. The transcript has 9 exons. The record is from RefSeq and is a predicted model, not a curated record. Bases 321 to 2018 code for a protein of 565 amino acids. Lineage: Eukaryota; Metazoa; Arthropoda; Insecta; Lepidoptera; Bombycidae. Gene Ontology annotation, cellular component: mitochondrion. Gene Ontology annotation, molecular function: long-chain fatty acid-CoA ligase activity. Gene Ontology annotation, biological process: fatty-acyl-CoA biosynthetic process; long-chain fatty acid metabolic process.
CUAUGGUCAUAGCUAUGCUAGGCACCAUAGAUAAUACAUUUAGGGCACUUACAAGUUGAAAACAAAACAAGUGAAAGUUCGAUGUUUGAUAUCAAAGUCCAAGGGCGCAAAAGUUCAACGCAUUAUUUCGUAAAAUUAAAAAAAAUAUACAAAAAGGCGUGUCACUUAUUACUACAUUAAGCACCGUUAAGAUUUAUAUUAAAAAUUUGUGAACUUAAGAAUCUGUUAAUAAAUAGCGGCGGCAGAACUAACAGUGUUAAACCAUUGUUUACUAAAGUUUUUAUUCUAUCUCAGUCGUGUAACGGAGACGUAAGAUCAAAAUGUCGAAUACAUUGAGACGUACUGCACAACAAUUGUUGAAGACACACAAGUAUGCAACUGCAACAUCAAGUAUAAGGCAAAAAACAGUAGAAAAAAACAUUCUGACAUCUGUCUACAAGGAUAUUCCUGUGACAAAUAUGACUAUCAAUGAUUUUGUUUGGCAAAAUUUGGAUAGAUGGCCCGACAAGACUGCUACAGUAUGCGCGCUGACCGGUCACGGGUACACUUACGCCCAAACGCACAGGAUGUCGGUAACAUUCGCAGCGUCCUUACGAUCGAAACUGAAACUGAAGAAUGACGACAAAGUGGCGGUUAUCUUGCCGAAUUUACCAGAAUAUCCCUGUACAUUGCUGGGCAUAUUGCAGGCUGGCUGUGUUGCCAGCAUGAUGAACCCAGUUUACACGUCUCAUGAAUUAAAACGACAAUUGGAGUUGAUCGAUUGUAAAGCUAUCGUCAGUUCCAAAAUAUCGUACGCGAACAUAAAACAGGCACUGGACGAGUUGAAAGUCAACGUGCCUAUAAUACUAGUCGACAACGAGGGUCUGCCCGAGGGCGCGAUAAAAUUCGCCGAACUAGCCGAAGACUUCAACGUCGACAUUGACUGUUUGAAGUCCGUUCAGAGGGGUCCCAAAGACGUCGCGAUCCUGCCGUUCUCCAGUGGAACCACGGGCUUCCCCAAGGCCGUGGUUCUCGAUCACGGAGGCGUUGUCGCCUUGAACCAAAUGAUAAUAGACCCGGAGAUUGUUGUGAUAGAAGAGACCACCGCAACACACCAGUCAGUGUUGCCAGCGAUCUUGCCGUUUUUCCACAUAUUCGGUUUCAAUUCCCUAAUGAUGAACCAAAUGGCGCAGGGCGUGAAAUUAGUCACGAUGCCGUAUUUCAAACCGGAUCUUUUCCUGCAGACCAUCGUGAAGUACAAGGCGGAAGUGCUCUUCAUUGUUCCGCCGAUGGUGGUAUUCCUGGGUAAGCAUCCGGCGGUUAAACCUGAACAUCUGGCCGCCGUCAAGGGCAUGAUCAGCGGAGCCGCUCCGCUCUCGGCCGCGGAUGCUGCGGCUGUAUUGGAAAAGAACAAAAACAUAAUAUUCCGGCAAGGUUACGGCCUGACCGAGACCAAUGGAGCCGUCACUGUCGGUAGGAAUGAUGACACGAACCACGCGGCCGUUGGACACGUGCUAGGCAGCUGCGAGGUCAAGGUAGCUGACGUCAACACGCAGGAAGCAUUGGGCGCGGGGCAGGAAGGCGAGAUCUGGUGUCGCGGCCCAAACCUGAUGUCCGGUUAUUAUCUAGACGAAAAGUCCACCAGGGAGGUCAUGACGGAGGAUGGCUGGUACAAAACCGGAGACAUUGGGAAGUACGACGAGAACAAAUAUCUGUACGUCACGGAUAGACUGAAGGAACUCAUCAAGGUCAAAGGUUUCCAAGUACCGCCUGCUGAAUUGGAGACCGUCAUCAGAACGCACUCCAAGGUUCUAGACUGCGCGGUCCUGGGCAUACCGGACCCCGUAACAGGGGAAGUACCGAAGGCCUUUAUAGUCCCUCAACAGGGUCAGACCCUCGACGCUGAUGAGUUGUUAGAGUACGUCAACAGUAAAGUGGCCGUCUUCAAGAAGAUCAAGGAAGUCCAGUUCGUGGAAGAAAUACCCAAGAAUUCGGCAGGUAAGAUCCUAAGGAAGCAGCUGAAAGAAAAAUAUUGUUAGGAUCUUGCUGGGUUCCCGCGUGCUCAACAAAAACUCCCUUAUGACUGUCUGCCUUGUCUUCCUUUGUAUUAUAAUAAGCUUUAGGUCUUUAAAUAGAGAAAAAGAAGUUCACAAAGUUUUCAGUUUCCAUAGCUGAAGACAUAUUAUUAUCGUCUUCUCGCAUUAAAACUGUAUAAUCUCAAAACUUACUAAUUUUACAGGAGAGUGUUUUAAAGGUUUAACAUGUGAUAUUUUUAAUAUUAAUCAUCUUUGCAAUACUUUUUUUUUUUACAAGUUACCUUAUUUAUCUGUCUUUUAAAGUAAGAUAAAAUUAUGUAUUAAAUUUGUUAAUAGUAGUAAAAGAUAGGUAAACUAAAAAAAAAACUAAAACUAAACUAUGCUCUUUUGACAGUAUUUAUGAAAAAAAUACUGGCGAUACCAAAUGAUUCUGCAUAUUAACUCAAUUUCGAAUAUUUUUGGAAAUUGUACACUUUUAAUGCGAAAGGACGAUAUGUGAAACUCUAUGACAUAAUAUUAUUAAUAAGAUGUUAAUAAUAAUCAUUUUAUAUACAUAAUUAUAGUUUUUAAAAGUUAUCAUAAGAUUAAUAAUUGUGUUUCAGAGUUAUAUGUAUAAAUUGGUUAAUUUUUUUACGCCAUUAUGAUUACUAUGGUCUUAAGUCAAUGUUAAGUAUUUGGUAUUAAAUAUAUUUUUAUAUGAUUUUUUUGUCGGCUGAAUAUUGUGUUAAAUUGCGUAUGUAAUACUCAAUGUAACAUAUUUUUAUAUUGAUAUUUUUUUACAAACACACAUAUCGAGGGGAGCCUUACACCCCUAGAUAGGGUAAGGACUUUGUAAUCAACAAAAAAAAAAUUACAAAUUUGCAGAUUAUAUUGAAAUGUUUUUCCAUGAUAUUAAACUGAUAUUUUACAUUUGAUUUAUUCUAACUAUUACUAGCGUUCAUCCACUGGUUGGAAUUCGGUCAAAAUCACUGAAACCACUAUAUGCAUAUUUAGAUUCGUUUUAUUAAUGAAUAAUAUUUCUUUUGCCUUUUUUUUUAUUUUAUGAAAACUGCCACUCAUCAAUAGAUGUUAAACGAACAAAAAAGAAAGAAAUCUGUUGAAAAAAAGCGCAAUCUUUUCUUUUGAAUUAAAUAAAACUAUUUUGUUCAAUUUUUUUUUUAUUAUUGGUAACACCAAAGCUAGUGCAAAGACAUGAAACAAAAGAAAUGUUUUGACUUGUUUUUAUAAUAUCGAAUUAUUAUAGUCAAUGAAUGCGGGAAGCUAUUCGGUCACAGGGUGUAUUGAAAAUAUUUUGCGUAAUCGAAGGCCGAUUGAUGGUAAUUUUAGUGAGUCCUGACACGAUAAAAUAAAAAAAUAAAAAACUCGAUGGAAAAAUUGUUUUUUUAAGUAAUAGAAAAAGCUCGUGUUUAAUCAACAUGUCGUGGGGUGAAAGCCUAGUUAGUUUAAGCGACAUCUUUGCACCUUUACUACAUGAGAGCCAUUUAAAGGUUAAAUUUUGGAAAAGAUAACGUAACCACAAAAACUUGCUCAGCUCUUUGAAUGGGGUAAACUUAAUUGAAGUUAAAUUAAAAACAUCGAAUUAUUAUGAUACCCUCUGGUUCCUAGCUUUGCUUCCAUCAUCAUUUUUCCCGAAUAGCAUCAGCACUUAUGAUCCUUUAUUAGAGAACAAUCCCCUCCCUAUCCAGUCAGUCCUAUUCCUAAUUCCACACAGCACGGUUGCUGUCAUUGUCGUCGUAAAUCUUUAUAUGUCUAUUUCAUUAUUAAAAUCUUUUUAAAAAAGAUCUCUUCCUUUUAGAAGAAAGAGGAAUCCGUAUAACAGAGUUCUUGACACUUAUAGUGUAGUAUAUAUAAGUCAUGUAAUUUGUAAUAAGAAAAUUAGUAUUAAACCAACAUGAAGGGAGUCUCUUGUUCGAAUGAAAACAACUCUCUUGUCCGAGUGUGGCGGGUAGCCAUCAUACAACGCAAGAUAAGACAGAUGCCUGAAUCUCGCUUACGACAUUUUCAAGAUAAGCUUGCAUAUAUACAAGUUCCGAACAACAACAUUCGGGCCGUCGGUCUACCGAGCAAACAUCACCCGCUCGGUGGAAGUUCUUCCCUUUCGUCGUUUAAGCCUCCUACACGAGUGUCGGUUUAAUACUCCUCUAUUAUUACAAAAUAUAUGACUUAUAUGUACUAUACUACUACCACACAUACUACACAUACUAAUACCAAAAUUAUCUUACCUCAUUACCAAAUUAUCUUUCACCCCUCGAUAUAUAAAUUCCGAUUAUCCGAAUAUCGAUAUAUAGCUUACCAGAGAGAUCAGACAACAGUACUGGAUUUAACGGUUGUACAGAACUAAAUAAAUGCAUAGGAUUGACAUAGAGUCGCGUGGUAUGGCUCAUGUCAAUCCCAUUUAGUGUUGCCCGCAUAAAAAUCUUAAAAACUUGAAAAUCGGAGCUGCCAGUAUGAAAAAAUCACUCGCUGCUGUCUGUGUAUAUGUGUAAUAAACCAUGUGCCUUGUUACUUAAAUCAUUUGCAAUAUUAUAACUAGUCUGAUAAAAUUAUAAGAAAAUCGGUUUAUUAACAGGUUUUAUGAAUGAAACUGAUUGCAUUAUAUAACUGUUGGGACCAAUAUUGUUAAGUUUUUUUUUUAAGUUUUAUAAAUAUUAAAAGAAUACAUAACAA